GGUGUAGCUCGCAUCACAAUUUUAUCAUACGGGGUGUGUGGCAUAUAAGGCGAUAACGGACUUGGAAGUGCACUGUACUUUGUGAUAUCACAUACAACAGAGGCGUGUUCGCGGUUCCCAAGAACAUUUUUUUUUGUUGUUUUUUUCCCGACAUAAUUUCGGUCAUUGUAUAAAUCGGUUUAUCUGUUACAUCUAUUGAAGAUCACAUCCGCUAUGGCCCUCUACAGUUUGAAAAAUAACCUUCAAUACGCAACUCUGAAGACUCUAUCGCUGGUUUCUAUCAGCGUUAUGUCCCCGCAACAGAGCGUACAGGAAAUCUUCAGAACAGCAGACUGCGUUUGCUUCGAUGUUGAUUCCACCGUUAUACAAGAUGAGGGCAUCGACGAGCUGGCUAACUUCUGCGGGAAAGGAGAUGAAGUUAAAAGGCUAACAGCCGAGGCGAUGGGUGGUAAUAUGACCUUUCAAGAAGCUUUAAAGAAGAGACUCGACAUCAUCAGACCGAGCGUUAGUCAAGUUCAAGACUUUUUAGACAAGUUCCCAGUUCGACUCACACCAGGCAUCUCACAAUUGGUGAAAGCGCUUCAAGAGAGAGGCGUUACGGUGUACCUGGUGUCCGGUGGCUUCAGGAGUCUCAUAGAACCAGUUGCUGAAAAGCUCGGCAUUCCAUCAUCUCACAUAUUCGCCAAUAGACUCAAGUUUUACUUUAACGGCGAAUAUGCGGGCUUCGACGAGAACGAACCCACUUCCCGAUCGGGCGGCAAGGGGCUGGUGAUCAGAAGAUUGAAGGAACAGCACGGAUACCAGCGGCUCAUAAUGAUUGGAGAUGGCGCCACCGACGCUGAGGCCUGUCCGCCCGCAGAUGGAUUUAUCGGGUUCGGUGGAAAUGUGACCCGUGAGGAAGUAAGGAAAAAGGCAUCGUGGUACGUCACUGACUUCCAGGAGUUGGUCCAGAAUCUUACCAUCCAAACAAAAUGAACACCCAGCCGGUCUGUUAGAACUAAUUCAUCUGUGCAGUUGAAAUGAACCUUAGUACAAUGAUAUAAGACUCACAAUUUGUCAGAAUUGUACUAGGAUUGCUUGACGGGUGAGCGGAAUGAUGUUAUUUUACGUCUCGCUCAUCCGUCGAGAGGUGUUUGACUCAUUGGUAUAUUGCAUUUGAAUGAAAUUGUUUGUGAUACAUUAAGCUAUGUGUGCAAGCUUUAUUUACUUAUUCAUAGUAUUAGAAUAUCUAUUUAUUGUAAUAGAUAAACGUUAUUAUUUUUAGAUAAAAUCGUGGUGCUGUUUUUUAAAGGAACAUUAGUGUCAAUUUCAACGCACAGAGUAUAGAUAUAAAGUUUAUUAUUGUUUGUGCAUUUAAAGAGUACAACAAUACAUUUAAGUAUUUAGGGACUUAGUCCCAUUUUUUUAUGGCAGGUGUGACAUUUGUGAUGGACGUUGGUAUGAAUUAAUUUGUAAGUAGAUAAAGACGCUAAUGUGAAAUUUAGCUAUUCUUAGAUAAUUAUUAAACGUUAUGUGUUUGUUACACUGUGGUAUAAAUGUAUUAGAUAAAUAUUUUUAUAUCACCUUUAAUACUUACUGUACAAUGAAAUUGUAAUUUUAUAAUAAUAGUUAAUUUUAUUAGUUUAAUUGAUAUUUAUCAAAAAAGGCUGUGUACUUUUAUCGUAUAAGGAAUUAAAAUUAAGAUUAAACUUG
Galleria mellonella (greater wax moth) is the source of this 1692-nucleotide messenger RNA. It is a transcript of the gene aay, whose product is annotated as phosphoserine phosphatase. The transcript has 6 exons. Gene Ontology annotation, biological process: L-serine biosynthetic process; dephosphorylation. Gene Ontology annotation, molecular function: magnesium ion binding; L-phosphoserine phosphatase activity. Gene Ontology annotation, cellular component: cytoplasm. The record is from RefSeq and is a predicted model, not a curated record. NCBI's taxonomy places the organism in Eukaryota, Metazoa, Arthropoda, Insecta, Lepidoptera, Pyralidae. Bases 214 to 975 code for a protein of 253 amino acids.